Molecule: messenger RNA, 2489 nt
Organism: Scleropages formosus (Asian bonytongue)
Lineage: Eukaryota; Metazoa; Chordata; Actinopteri; Osteoglossiformes; Osteoglossidae
Gene: pals1a
Product: protein associated with LIN7 1, MAGUK p55 family member a
Exons: 14
Coding region: 208-2325 (705 amino acids)
Molecular function (GO): protein binding
Source: RefSeq, a predicted model, not a curated record
CUCCCGUCCGGACGCCCAAAGGAGACGUGUGGGGAGCUUGCGCUCGUACGCUCUCUUUAUGCCAUGUAAAUUGCUUCGUUUUGCAUUUUCUAGCAAGAAACCUAAGUGGGAGUUCACGAACAAGAAGUCGCUUUCUGAACGGGGUUUAAUCUCCGGAAAGUAUCUUGACGCACAUCCUUGUCAUGUCAUGGCCCCUUCUUUAAGGCGAUGCAGAGACUGCCCAUCAUAGCGCAUCCGGCCUACAACACACAGACUGAGGGCCAGACAGGUGGCAGAAUGACCACCUCACACAUGAAUGGUCAUGUGACAGACUCAGAUGGUGCUGGUGGGACUGGGGCAGGGUCAGCUGAGGCCACAGAGGAGUCACAGUGGCAUAGAGAGAUGCCGGUGGACUGCCCCGGGGAUCUUGGGGCACGUACCCUGCCUGUACGUCGCAGUGCCCAGCUGGAGAGAAUCCGCCAGCACCAGGAAGACUUGCGAAGGAGGAGGGAAGAAGAGGGACGCAACAAACAGGAGUUGGAUGUCAACUCCUCCAUCCGCCUCAAGAAGCUGUCGCAGAACCCAAAAGUUGGCAUUGACAACCCCACGUUUGAUCCCAUCGAGGGCCCCGGUGGAACCUUGGGGCAUUUGCAGGGACUGGGAGGAGCCCCUGCACUGUUGGACCUAGAGGACCUGUUGAUGUCCUUGAAGCAGGUGCAACACUGCCUUGGUGAUGUCCAGAGCCAAGAGGACGUGGAACUGGUUCUGCAACUAGUUCAGAAGACUGACUUCCAGAAUGCAUUCAAAAUCCAUAAUGCUGUGGCAGUGCAUAUGAACCGAGCUAGCCCGCCAUUUCCCCUUACUGCCUGUGCGCAGAGUCUUGUUCAAGAGGUGCAGGCCAUGCUACAAUCCAGCCAGCUGAAAGAGGGUUUGGAAUUGAGUACCUUGCUGAGUUCCCCACACCUGCAGGCGUUGAUGCUGGCCCAUGACAGUGUGGCAGAGCAGGAGAUGCAGCUGGAGCCCUCAGGUUCUCCAGAUGGACCUUCAGAGAUUCUCACACAAUUUGGAGGUGAAACAGUCAAGAUUGUACAUUUGGAGAAGGCCAGAGACAUCCCCCUGGGUGCGACUGUACGCAAUGACAUGGACAGCGUUGUCAUCAGCCGUAUUGUGAAAGGCGGCGCAGCUGAGCGGAGCGGGCUGCUCCAUGAAGGAGACGAGAUCCUGGAGAUCAAUGGCAUUGAGAUCCGUGGGAAGGACGUAAAUGAGGUCUUCGACAUACUAGCUGAAAUGCACGGCAUGCUAACCUUUGUCCUCAUCCCCAGUCCGCAGACAAAACCCCCACCUACCAAGGAAACUGUGGUUCAUGUGAAGGCCCAUUUUGACUACGACCCCUCCGAUGACCCUUAUGUGCCCUGCCGUGAGCUGGGUCUCUGUUUCCAAAAGGGGGACAUCCUGCACAUCAUCAGCCAAGAUGACCCCAACUGGUGGCAGGCUUACCGGGAUGGAGAUGAAGACAAUCAGCCACUUGCUGGCCUGGUUCCAGGGAAAAGUUUCCAGCAACAGAGAGAAGCCAUGAAGCAGACCAUAGAGGAAGACAAGGAGCCGGAGAAGUCGGGGAAACUUUGGUGUGCAAAGAAGAACAAGAAGAAGAGGAAGAAAAUCCUGUAUAAUGCUCAUAAAAAUGAUGAUUAUGACAAUGAGGAAAUCCUGACAUAUGAAGAGAUGGCCCUUUAUCACCAGCCAGCCAAUCGAAAACGCCCCAUUGCUCUCAUUGGUCCUCCCAACUGCGGGCAGAAUGAACUGCGACAGAGGCUCCUGUCCAAUGAGCCAGAGAGAUUUGGUGGUGCUGUUCCACACACAACACGGAGCAGGCGGGAGGGGGAGCUCAACGGUCGGGACUAUCAUUUUGUGUCACGACAGGCCUUCGAGGCAGACGUUGCUGCUGGGAAGUUCAUCGAGUUAGGUGAAUUUGAGAAAAAUCUGUAUGGCACCAGCAUCGACUCGGUCCGGCAGCUCAUCAACACCGGAAAGAUCUGCGUUCUGUGCGUGCACACACAGUCUUUGAAAGUUUUACGCUGCUCAGACUUGAAGCCCUAUAUCAUCUUCAUUGCUCCGCCUUCUCAAGAGCGACUGCGUGCCCUGCUGGCCAAGGAGAACAAGAAUCCCAAGCCAGAGGAGCUGAGGGAUAUCAUUGAGAAGGCCCGUGAAAUGGAACAGAACUACGGGCACCUCUUUGACGCCGCUAUUGUGAAUGCCGACCUGGACAAAGCCUAUCAGGAGCUGCUACGGCUCAUCAACAAGCUGGACACGGAGCCACAGUGGGUGCCUUCCUCAUGGCUCCGCUGAAGGCUCACCCUCUCACCCUUGCCACUCCCCACAGCUUGGAAAGCACAUGGAUCACCCUGGAGCUCCUGUGGUACACCACCUUGUGACAGGUGCUGGAAUUACCAUACAUUAGGCUGUGCUGGAUAAGACCCUACUUCUUUGGUCUAAGACGGUCUUUUUUUUUU